Messenger RNA from Cylas formicarius (sweet potato weevil), 2647 nucleotides. Its product is annotated as cadherin EGF LAG seven-pass G-type receptor 1-like. NCBI's taxonomy places the organism in Eukaryota, Metazoa, Arthropoda, Insecta, Coleoptera, Brentidae. Bases 141 to 1157 code for a protein of 338 amino acids. The record is from RefSeq and is a predicted model, not a curated record. Gene Ontology annotation, cellular component: membrane. Gene Ontology annotation, biological process: G protein-coupled receptor signaling pathway; cell surface receptor signaling pathway. Gene Ontology annotation, molecular function: G protein-coupled receptor activity. The transcript is spliced from 7 exons.
GUCGCCCAUAGGAGAGCGUCGUGACGCUCUACGUCACUCGCGUCACGUGCGUCGGUUUUUUCAUUUUCGGCGGAGGAGCCGACGCGACUAAAAAAACCCACUCGAAAUCUUCGAUUUUCGAAAAUAUUCGGCAGGAAAAAAUGGACACCCUGUACGCGGCGAGGCUUCACGGGUUUCCGAAUUUGACCCGCGGGGGUACAGAGCCGGCUCUGACGGAGCAAAGCGUCCUGUCCCUUCUGAUCGUAUUGGGCAGCAGUUUGUCUUUGGUCGCCUUGGUUUUUGCUUUCAUCACGUACAGCUUGUUCUCCGACCUGAGGAACCUGUCCGGUACGACGCUGAUGAAUCUGCUGUCGGCCCUGUUCAUGUCGCAGAUUCUACACGUUGUAGGUGUGGGCGGGGUCAUGGAUUCGGAACUGUGUAUCGCCAUGGCGUUCGCUCUGCAGUACGUCCGACUCUGCGUUUUCACGUGGAUGCUACUGAUGACGCACAACAUGUACAGCCAGUUCAAGACCGGACUUCACCUCGUACCCGUCAACGACGACGAUAUAGGCAGCAAAUUUAUACGAUAUUCUCUGUUCGGAUGGGGUGUGCCGUCACUCUUACUACUAGCCAGCAUCUCGACGCAGUAUUACGAGCGGGCAGGCAACUUGCUCGACACGAAAGGCAUGAAAGAAAGGAACUGCUGGUUUCUCGACGACGACGCCUUCGUUUACGGCUCAGUGCUGCCAUCUGGCGCAUUCGCCGCAGCGACCUUCUACUAUCUGCUGCGUUCCACGGUCCUGUCUAGGUAUAUCGUCGGAAUGCAGACCGACAAGCGAAUACGCGACAAAAUGCGACGCAAGCGGACCCUCCAGAUAAUACUUUUCACGAAGAUAGCGAUAGUGUUGUCGAUGGUGCUGACCCUAUCCGCGCUGACCAAGCUGAUCCCCUCGGACGCCAUAUGGAUAUCGUUUCACGUCGUGCAAGGACUUCAAGGGAUUCUGGUCGCCCUACUGGUCACCUGCAACUGCCAGGUGCUGAAACUGUACGCUAGCAGUAUAAGGAAGAGGGCGGCCAAGCACGUGCCAAGCUACAUCGGGCUGACCAAAACGGCGGCUCCCAACGCAUCGACUAGCCUGCAACUGCUAGCCUGGGACCCGCCUCCGGACCUGGUUUAGACGCCCCUACGCCACUGCGUUUGCUGUAAAUAAAUGGUAGAAUAAUGCGGGAGGAGGAUUAGGUCGGUGAAGCAGGGACAAUUCAAAUUUUGCAGUUUGAACGCUCGAAAGUUCUGGAAUACAAGUUAAAAGACUCUAAAAAUAAAAAAGGAAAAAUAAAUAAAAGAAAAAUAUGAAAAUAUUCGAUAAUUAAUAAUGAAAGCAAGUAAUAACGAACAAAAAAAAGAGCAUGUAAUUUUGAAUUGUCGGUGUGCGGGGAUUGGGCCGUCGUUUGGAAGUCAAUAUACAGGGAGAGUCAUUUUAGUGUACCGAUAAAUUCACUUUGACAAUUUGUUGAAAUGCAAACCCCCAUGUACUGGGUGUUUCGCCUUAGGCGUUUGGAACAUUAAACGGGACGUAUGUAUACAGGGUGUUUUGUAAUUUAACUUUUAGGACAUUUUUAAUUUUUAGUUAUAUUAAUUUUUUUUUUAUUUUAAGGUUGCAAUUUUUUAUUUUAAGACGAAAUCAGUGGCGUACCAUCAAUGUCAAAAUAGACCCGCAAAAUUCUGUACGUAGUACAUGUGUGCCCAACUCCACCACCGUAUAUCUCAAAAGUUAAGAAGAAAUUAAUUAUUUUAUUAUUCAUCACUUAUCGUUAAACAAUUAACAACCAUCCAUAUUCCGGUUAGUUGCGACUUAAGUAUAAUAUUAUUAUUAUUUAUUAUUAAUUAAUAUUAUUAUUAUUUUCUUUAUUUCUCUACCAAAAUAUAGCUUCAAUUAAAAAAUGUUUACACUGGAGCCAGUAGAAAGUCAAAAAUUUGGACGCAGCUUCGAAAUUUACUAAGAUCUAAAUCAGUUCCACAUCAUGCAGGGCUAGUCGAAACUAAUGAUUUGCCAAUGAGAAACAAAAAUGUGUCUCUAAAUGCAUCACGAGGGAUGAAAAUCUAUUCGAACAUUUUUUUUUAUUACUUUAAGUAAUAUAAAAAAACGCUACCAAAUCAGCUUCAGUUAUAUGCAUUAUCCAGAUUAUUUUAUAAUCGAUGGCAUAAAAAAGUUGAAUUUUAAAUAUUACGUAAUAUUUUUUUUUAAACCAAUUUUCGAGAAAUCGUAAACUCGGGGUGAAAUUUAAAAUGUAUCUUUUUUGUGCAAAAAAGGAAGCAUCAAAUGCACGAAAGUACCGUACCAAACAUUUGACGAAUUUUUUGCGAAAAGUCCCAUUAUUUCAUGAAUUAUUUUUAAAAAAUCAAAAAACAGAUUGCAACUUUGAUUAGUAAGUUGCCAUAAAUCGCAAUAUUUUGCAAUGUAUUAUAACUCACACCUUGUAUACACGCCCAAAUAUUCCUCUUACCCCCCACGUUAAUGGUAAUCAAUAAAAAUCAUAAUUCCAAAUGUAGUAUCAACCUUUCCUCGCCAGUAAUCUAUACCAACCCGACUUCCCAUAAAUAUAUCAAGAAAAUUAUUGUUGAUCAUAUCAUUAUGUAGCAGCUUUUAUCGAGAAUAAAUAUUUUUGU